AUGGAAGAUACAAGGAAUAGCAACGCAUUUGAAGCUGGAGACACGUCAAUGACCGAUGUGUUGAGCUCCCCACAGUCGCUUCAAGGGGAAGAUGAAAUGUCGCUUCACCGCGUGAAAAAGAGUUUGAACGUCAGUCUUCCUUCGGAACAUCUCUUUCCUGAGCUGACGUCACUAGUUCCCGUGCUGUUGGAUAGCGAGGAGGAAGAGUCUGCCAAUUUGGUUGACGAAGAAAUUAUUAAAUCUCACAUUAUUUCUGCAGGUGACAAAGAUGUCCUACUGUCGAGUUCGAAAGGAAACAAAUCUAAAAUUAGUGGAUUUUUCGGACAACUGUUCUCGAAAAAGAGAUACAGUGAAAAGGAAAAGGAAAUAGGCAAGUAGAUGAUUUAGAAGUUAGAAUUUGAUACUCAUUUGACAUACUUCUAUUGUAGUAUUUACAAAAAUAUCAAUAAAUGCCUUGUCACUGAUGUUCCAUAUUUUUUCUACAUAAAUAGUUAGAAAAGACCGAGCGGCUAAAGUUUUCCUUCCACAAGCACAGCUGGUUCUCGAUGAUAUUAGCCAUGAUGAUGACCGGGAAAAGAUCCUGGCAAAGCGACACACCAGUCUAAUUCUCUCCUGCUUCAGAAAUCAUUGAAAGAACGGGUUACCAAGAACGCAAUUUGAUUAAAUAUUUUCAGAAGUAGAAUUUGUAUGGAUGCUGGAAUUUUACGAAAGCCUAAUAGUUCCAUGAAAAAAAAAAAUGAAUUCAUGUUUCAUUACCUCGUAAUUACGAAAAAACAAAAUUUCCAUUUGAAGCUAUUUGAUAUGACUACACGUGUAUAACAAAGGGAUAUUGAAAAUACCUAUGUGUUCAGUUACUGAAACUACGUCAUAUACCAUGUUAUGAUAUUACAUUAUGAAUGUUUACACAAUGUACACUGAAUAUUUUGUCUUUCAUACAUUUAAUACACUAUCUCUUAUAUAUACACUGUAUUUAAUGCUAGCUGUAUAGUUAUCAUGUGCAUCAUAUUAUAACGUAUUUAUAAUCUUCAUAUCAUAUAUACUAUUAUCGUAACUUACAGAUAUUGAUAAA
This is a messenger RNA of Ostrea edulis (European flat oyster), 1069 nucleotides long. RefSeq lists its product as uncharacterized. Lineage: Eukaryota; Metazoa; Mollusca; Bivalvia; Ostreida; Ostreidae. The coding region runs from base 1 to 378 and encodes 125 amino acids. The record is from RefSeq and is a predicted model, not a curated record. The transcript is spliced from 4 exons.